AUGCCACGAAAAUUGCUAAAGUUUCUGAUCCUCUUUGACAACUCGUCCCUGCUGUACUUUCCUGGACAAUUCCUGUCCGGACGGGUACUGCUGGAGCUGCAAGAUGAUACACCGGUUCUGGGACUUUAUUUUCAUGUUGUUGGCGAAUGCGUGGUGCGAGUGCGUUCGACCCGGCACGAGCGAUCGUACGACAAGGAAAACUAUAUUGACUUUCGCAUGAGAUUGCUAGGCGACUCGGACAACCAAGGUCCUACGAUUCUGUCCCCCGGUAUUCAUAGCUUCCCGUUCAAGCUCGGUCUACCGGUUGAUCUCCCGUCGACCUUCCUUGGACGGUAUGGUUGGGUGCAGUAUUUUUGCAAGGCCGGUCUGCGUGAACCUUCCGGGCUAAUUCACAAAAACCACCAGGUGUUUAUCGUAAUGAAUCCUAUUGACUUGAAUCUCGAACAACAGUAUCUGGCGGAUCCUUUUAAAUGUAACAUUGAGCAUAAUCUCGGCAUGGCAUGUGUUGGAGGAGGGAUCGUAAAGUGUAAGAUAAUUCUCGACCGAGGUGGCUACGUGCCUGGAGAGUCAAUUAUGAUCACAGCGACUGUGACAAACGCUAGUAGUGUUACGAUUAAAUCGACAAAAGCUGCACUCACAGAGACGAUACAGUACUUUGCACGUGAUAAAGUCAUUCAGACAGAAAAACGAGAGUUGGCAGUGAUAGCCCGAGGAAAGAUACGGGCUGGUCAUAGGGAUGAAUGGCAGAACGAAUCCCUCUACGUGCCACCACUGCCACCAACGAACCUGCGUGGAUGUCAUUUGAUAAGAAUACAAUACGACGUUUGUUUCUUAAUCGAACCAAAAUCGUUGGAAAAGCAAAUCAAAUUACAGCUGCCUAUAACGCUCGGUACGUACCCCUUCAAAACCGCCGAUGGUGACGACACAAACGAGUGGGCCGAAACCAUUUACAAACCGGAAACACAUUAUCCGUCCACGUUGCCCAUCUUUCGACCAUGGUUGCAUGAAAAAAAUGAUGAAAAAUAAGCAUACGACAUGAUCUAACUCGCCUAAACGGUCGACAUAGUUGGUUGAUUAGCGUAACAAGUAGCACUAGUAGGCUGCGCGGAAAUGAGCAAUGGCCGAUCGCAGGUGGUGCCAUACAUUAAAAAUAUAGCCAAUUUAAUGAAAAGGAGAAGAGAAAAAGGGAAUACUUAUUCCUACGAGCAAACGCGGAAUACAUU
Messenger RNA from Anopheles nili, 1223 nucleotides. It is a transcript of the gene Vdup1, whose product is annotated as arrestin domain-containing protein 17. Gene Ontology annotation, cellular component: cytoplasm. NCBI's taxonomy places the organism in Eukaryota, Metazoa, Arthropoda, Insecta, Diptera, Culicidae. Bases 1 to 1026 code for a protein of 341 amino acids. Gene Ontology annotation, biological process: protein transport. The record is from RefSeq and is a predicted model, not a curated record. The transcript is spliced from 5 exons.